GAAUGUCAGGAAAACCAAUUUAUAGAUCUACGCGAAGAAUUACUCGACAUGACCUUCACUCACAUGUCCACAUUUUUGCUCGGGAAAAAUCUGUGGCAAGUCCUCUGGUAAGAAGAUCCUGUCACAACUCAUCGGGGAAGUUGCAUCUUUUUCGAGUUCCUUGUGCUGGGUGAAAGCUUUCCAUUCUUGAGGUGGCUGGACGUGGGAGGCGCAGAAGCCACAGUUGUGAAAGUCCAUCGCGAGUUCGACAACUUUCUCUCAGAUGCCAUUCUCCAAGUGCUACUCCUGAGGACCAAGGCUUGAUGCAAACUUCGUUAUCCAUGCAACACACACGAAGGAAAAAACAUAACAGAUUUCGACAUCAAAGCUUUUAUCAAUGAUUUUAUCAGCGCAUACGCCAUACAACGAUGCCCAGAAUCGUGGGAAGAUCCUAACAAAUUUCAACCGGAGAGAUUUGCGAACAAUCCCAUAGACAUGAAAGGCCAAGACUUCAGGAAGCUGAAGUCGGCCUUUCAUGUCUUUCGGAGCCGGUCGAAGGCAGUGUCUAGUCAUGGGGAUUGGUGUGGUGAUAGUGGAGAUGACUCGGGCUGGAAUAAUACCGCCAGAGUAAUCUCUCUUCCUGCAGGAAUGAAACUAGAAGAUGUGGACAUGACUGAGAAAGCUGGAGUUGCAUCUUCGCUGCUCUCUCCGAUUCUAGUUUCAGUGAAACCACGAUUAUCCCCGAGGUUGUGCAGCAUGCAAACUUAAGAACUGAUGGAGGAGAGUCAAGGGAAAUUCGUUUGAGGUACCUUCAUUAUCUUCUGCCUGUGAUGCAUAUCAAUCUCUGGAUGCAUAUUUCAUUUUGCAAAUGGCUUUUCGAUAGUAUGCGUCGGAGUCCUUUUUCUUCGUUCCGAACACUUAGAAUAAACUGGC
Messenger RNA from Marchantia polymorpha subsp. ruderalis, 912 nucleotides. NCBI's taxonomy places the organism in Eukaryota, Viridiplantae, Streptophyta, Marchantiopsida, Marchantiales, Marchantiaceae. The record is from the annotation of a GenBank genome assembly.